Molecule: messenger RNA, 1104 nt
Organism: Lutzomyia longipalpis
Lineage: Eukaryota; Metazoa; Arthropoda; Insecta; Diptera; Psychodidae
Gene: Drat
Exons: 3
Coding region: 1-1017 (338 amino acids)
Molecular function (GO): oxidoreductase activity
Source: RefSeq, a predicted model, not a curated record
AUGAAGCUCUGCAGGCAAGUUUCGAUUGAGAGCCCCGGACCUCCGGGGCAUGAGUGCGUUUUCAGCUUCUCAGUGCCUGUGCCUGAGACACCGCCUGAGGGUUGUCGUGUUCGUGUUGUUUGUGCUGGGGCAUGCUAUCGACCUAGGCGCUCCCUGUCGACAUCUUCGGAGGAAGCUAGCCCUGCCCAUGGGGUACGCGAUAGUGCCCUCUUUGCGGGCUUCGAAGUUGCUGGGGUUGUUGAGUCUGUGGGUGAGAAUGCCGUUGGGGCACCACCCGUGGGUGAGAGAGUUUGCAUUUAUCCGUUCGAUGACCUCCCACAGGGCUAUGCGGAGUUUGUUGCAGUUCCUGAUCCACAGCAUUUGAUUCCACUUCCAUCUGAGGUGUCACUAAGUGUUGCAGCUAUGCUACCUAGUGGGGCGCUACGUGCACUAAGCACCUUCCGGGAAGCACAGAAAACUAAUCCGCGGAAGUUGUUGGUUGUUGGAACAGGGGGUUUAGCUCUCUGGACUGUUCGGAUUGCACAGUGUCUCCAGCCAGAACUUCAGGUUACCGUUGCUAGUCUGCGCGAUGAAGGCUUCCUUUUGGCACAGGCUAGUGGUGUCAAUGUCGUUCAAUGGGAUGAAGAUUUGUAUGAGAAGUAUUUGAUUGAACGCACCGUGGAUGCAUGUAGUGGGCCUGUUGAUGCAGUAAUUGACUACGGAACUACCUCAAGGAGUCUCCAUCGUUCACUACAGUGCUUAUCUGAUGGUGGUGUUGCACUGCUGAGUGAUGAAGUUGCUGAGCGUCUUGUUCCAAAGUUUGCAGCAAAGGCCAAAGAGCACAGGCAACUACUUCAAGCUGUACCCAAAGGUAGUGUUCAGCAGUUGCGUGAAGUUGUGGAUUUAGUGGCUUCGGGGCGUUUGGAACCACCGCCACAUGCUGUUUUUCCCCUCGAUGAGGCACCACAAGUUGUAGCACGCCUGAGCACUUCCGAUAUACCCGGACGGGCAAUCCUGCGUUUCCUAGAUAUCAACUGAGAUGUAUUCUUUUAUCCCAAUAAGUCCCCCAAAAGCUAUUAUAUAUUGAUCUCAUAUUAAAGCCAAUAAAGUGUAGAUAUGUGUUGA